Hevea brasiliensis (rubber tree) is the source of this 738-nucleotide messenger RNA. Its product is annotated as monothiol glutaredoxin-S6. Bases 87 to 401 code for a protein of 104 amino acids. The transcript has a single exon. Lineage: Eukaryota; Viridiplantae; Streptophyta; Magnoliopsida; Malpighiales; Euphorbiaceae. The record is from RefSeq and is a predicted model, not a curated record.
AAAUUCGAGCCUUCUAGUUCUCUUAAGAAACUUCACAGAUUUCCAACUCCUACUACUAUUCAAUCGUAUAUCUAGCUAAGCUAGCCAUGGAUGCAGUGACAAGACUGGUUGCUGAGAGGCCACUGGUGAUAUUCAGCAAGAGCACCUGUGACAUGUGUCACUCCAUUAAGACACUGAUACGUGGUUUUGGGGCAAAUCCUACAGUUUAUGAGCUCGAUCAAAUUCCAAACGGCCAGCAAAUUGAAAGAGCAUUGCAGCAGCUAGGGUGUCAGAACGUACCAGCUGUGUUCAUAGGCGGCGAGUGUGUGGGUGGAGAUAGGCAGGUCAUGAGCUUACUGGUCAAGAACCAGUUAGGUCCAUUGCUGAAGAGGGCUGGAGCCAUAUGGGUCUGGAACGACUAGUGAUUUCUUAAUUAAUUACCAGGAAACUCUACUGCAAUGUUGCCAAUGCUAAGGUCGAAUAAUUAAGGGUGUCUUUCUACUUCUUUCAUCUUUCUUUUUUCUUUUUCUUCCCCCUGUUUUGAGUAGCAGAAAGUGUGGAGAGCUAAGCAUCAAGUCAUCUAUAGAGUCUAGACUCCUUAGGAUUUAUGAACUUAUUUUAGCACUUAGCUAGGCCAAGGCAUGCAGGGUUAACUCUUUUUAUGUUAGCUAGCUAGGGUCUUGCCUUUUUAACUUUAAUUAAAUGUGUAAUGCCUGUUGCCCAUUAUAAAUAAAAGUAAAGUUACCUUUAUUAAUAAAA